This is a messenger RNA of Sesamum indicum (sesame), 851 nucleotides long. RefSeq lists its product as uncharacterized. NCBI's taxonomy places the organism in Eukaryota, Viridiplantae, Streptophyta, Magnoliopsida, Lamiales, Pedaliaceae. The record is from RefSeq and is a predicted model, not a curated record.
UAUUAUAGUUUUACAGACUUUACCAUCACAUGGCCUCCGUCAACUCUCUCACAGAUCUCCCUCUCCUCCAUUUCUUACAAAACUCACAGCUCCCAACAUUAUUAACUCUUUAUCUAUCGGAGCAGAAUCCAUGGCCGCCGCCGCCCCUUCUUCCUGUAUUGGCACCACCCUUCUUCUCAACACCACCACCAAUUCCCGCAGUACUGAUCUCAAAUAUUCACCCCCAUUGACUCUCCACAGUGAAGGGCACUGCUCCGUUCUUCGCCGGAGUAGUUAUUUGCAAAGAUCUUCGGCUCUGAGAAGAUCAGUAAACAGCCCAUCAUCAUACAAGUGUUCGGUAGUGAGGAAUGCUACGCCGGAAGCAGCCGGAGAUCUUCUCUCAUCUCUUGCUGGAAUACCAGACAUCUCCCUCCUCGGAGACAAUCCAUGGUUAGCUGGGGCUGGGGCUGCUGGGCUGUCUGCAGCAGUGCCUUUGACUGUGCAAAGGCUGUUAAAAUUAAGAAAGUGGGUUAAUACCGCGGUAGAGCCGGUGGAAGUGGUAGCGGAGGUGCCGCCGCAACCAGCUCAGAAAGUUGAAGAAUUGAUGGAGAAGGUGAAAGAACUGGACGAGAAGCUGGAGGCUUUACUCAACAAACACUCCAAUUCGACUAACAUAUCUGUAAACAUUAAUUGUUUUGGCAAUUCCGAACGCCUACAAUGAGAAGCCAAAAAUAUCAGUUUGAGCUUCUAGUGAACGGAAAAAUAUUAUUUCUAGGAACAACGAACACACCGCCUUUCCAUGAAUUUGGUGUAAUUAUAUAUAAAUAAUUUUAUGUAGUUAUACGAAAAUUUCAUGUGAUCGGAGAAUUUAA